This is a messenger RNA of Patella vulgata (common limpet), 5665 nucleotides long. Its product is annotated as trimeric intracellular cation channel type 1B.1. Gene Ontology annotation, biological process: potassium ion transmembrane transport. The record is from RefSeq and is a predicted model, not a curated record. The coding region runs from base 104 to 967 and encodes 287 amino acids. Lineage: Eukaryota; Metazoa; Mollusca; Gastropoda; Patellidae. Gene Ontology annotation, cellular component: membrane. Gene Ontology annotation, molecular function: potassium channel activity; identical protein binding. The transcript is spliced from 5 exons.
GUCAUCGCUGCAGAAGCAACCGGCUCAUCUUCCAUCGUCCCUGUCUGCUAAUUUGCUCUUUAAAAAAAUAUUUCGUGGAGUUUUGCAGACAAGAGGCAAAAAGAUGGAUCCUCAAACAUUUAUGGAAGUUGCCACAGUGGUAACGAAACUGAAAAUGUACCCGUAUUUCGACAUUGCACAUUAUUUAUUGAUGUGCAUCUCUGUUCGAGAUGACAUGCCGCAAGCUCAGCCAAAUCAACAGCCUUUCUGGAGAAAACAUCCUCUAUCUACAUGGAUAUCCAGUAUGUUGAUAUGUUUUGCUGGUAGUUUAAUUGCUAAUCUAUUAUUAGGUGAACCAAUUAUAACACCAUUUAAAGAUCAUCGAAGUAUAUUAACAUUUACCAUUGUAUGGUAUUUAGUUUACUACUCGCCAUUUGAUCUAGUCUACAAGGUAACCAAGUUUUUACCAGUGAAGAUAGUAAUAUCAAUGUUAAAAGAGUGUCAGAGAGCGCAUAAAGUAUAUCAUGGCGUGUACCACACAGCUAAAAUCUACCCCAACUCUCUACUAGUUAUAGUUAUUAUUGGUACUGUUAAAGGGUCUGGAGGGGGAUUAAUGAAGAAUUUUGAACGAUUGAUUCGAGGUCUGUGGAUUCCAGGAACUAAUGAAAUUCUCCAACCAUCUUAUACAACAAAAGCAUCUUUCGUGGCAGCCACUGUUUUCUUGUUGGAAAGAUUAAACUACAUCACAGUACCACAUGCGGUUAUUUAUUUCGGUGUUGUUAUAUUCUUCGUCUAUUUUAAACUAUCAUCGAUACUCCUGGGAAUUAACGACCCCUUCUCGCCCUUCGAGAACCUCUUCUGUGCCCUGUUUAUGGGGGGAAUGUGGGACGCGAUGAGAAGGGCUGUUAGUAAGGAACCAAAGAAAGAGGAAGAAAACGACAUCCGUAAUGAUGUCAUCAAGAGCAAGGAAGAAAAGAAGAAGGACUAAUUCUUUUGAAGACGGAAGAAAUUUUGAUCAAAUGAAUGACAAUAUCGCGAAUGAGCAAAAUGAAGUCGGAUAAAAUGAGAAGUGGAAUCGUUUGAUGGUGCCAAAUUAAAUUUUGGAAUAAUUUAAUUAAUUUUUACACCUGUUUGUAUUUUAAAUGUUAAUGUUCGUGAUGAAAAACCUGUAAUUUUUGCUUGAAUGAUUAGAGCAAGAGCCUUACUAAUAAAAACCAAAAUAUUAAAGAUGCAUUAUGGGAGAUUAGAUAAAGAGCUGACAGUUCUCGCUAUAACAGUUAAAAACUAGAUAAUGUAAAGGUAAUUUGUUGAAAAUUUCAGUCAAAUUGGUCCACUAUGAACCGAGAUAUCAGCUUUGUAAAUUUCCGCCUAGCCUCGUUCAGCAUUACUAAAGUUAGUACGUUAAAAAGCAUAGUUUUGAUUAUCCAUUGUUUUGAUUUAAUUAUCAAUGAGCGUUUGCAGCAUAUAGGAUUCUAAUCCAUUCGAUAUCGAAGGCUAGCCUUGACAUCGAGAGUUGAUUAUGGUCUGGAAAAGUUAAUUAAUGUCUAAUUAAUAAUUUAGAUAAGAUUUCAGGCCUAAAGAAAGACCUGCGAUAGGCAGAUUUAGCUCUUGCAUAAUGCAUGUUUAAGAAUACUGUAUUUUUAUUGGCUGAGAGGCCUAUGAAAUAGCUGUAUUCGUAAGAUAUUUUAUUUUUAUUAUUAAGGAAUCUAAUCGUCUAUAGAAUUCUUCCAUUAAGUAAGCCUUAUUGAAAUUUGUUAUUUGUGUCGUAUGUACGAAUGAUUGAAUUGAAAAUGAAGGAUAAAUGUUUUUAUCUGAUUGUAAAUGAUUAUAUAAGUAGAGUUGAUUUUUUUUUUUUUUACAUUUUUGUCCUUUUGUAAUACUUACAUCAGCUUUCAAAUAUUGAGUUUAGCAAUUUAAUGUUUGUACCAUGAAAUGGGUUUGUAAGAAUUUUAGGAUUUCAUCGUUGUGGUCACUCGCAUACGUACAGUAUAUGUGUUAAGUUGUCGGAUAUGUCUACUAUAAUAUGGCACCCGUUUUUACUCUGACAAAAUAAGAAUGUCAGGCACCAUCGAACUAGUACCGACAUUUGGAAUUUGGUGCUGGACAUGUAUGAAUAAUAUUAAUAAAAAUACGAAAAAAAGACUGGCCUGGCACCAGAGCAGGAGUGUGUGUACCUGAUGUAUCCAGAAUUUGUGUCUUGACAAUGUCUUUGACCGGUGCCUUAUUUCCAGGCAAUGUACAUGUACAUACAUGUUGAUUUAGAAUAUGUAUUUAUCUAGUUUGAGAAUUUGCAUUGAGCACUUGAAAAAAGUGCGGGUUAGUGGUGGGCGUAAUGCUACAAUUAAAGAAAAAUGUUCUCGUUAGAGCAGGGGUUGCCAUCCUUUUUCAUCCUGUUUACCUGAGGCAAGUUUUUCAAAAAGUAAGGAACAGCAUCUUGUCGUUAGAAUGCGACUGAAUAACCGAGGUCAUGUGUACACGUUGGCAGUUGGAAUUUGAUUAAAGUAGAUUGAAAUGCCCUCUUGGUGAAAUUUCCAUUCAUAGCACUCUGUAUCCCAUCUUUAUUAACUCUUAAGGGGAUCACAUUGGCUAAGUGGGUAAGACGCUGGCUUGUUCGCCUGUAGGUCGGGUGUUUGAUCCCUGCAUUGGCUGAGAAUAUUUAUCCAGAUUUUCUGACAUGGUUCCCCCUUGUCAGUUAUGCAGGAUGGGAGGUUUGACAGAGACAGCUGUCUAGUCGUUCGGAUGGGACAAAAAACCGAGGUCCCGUGUAAACAUUGGCGUGCUCGUAAAAGAUCCAGUGUAAACAUUGGCGUGCUCGUAAAAGAUCCCUUGACAGUUGGAAUUCGAUACAAGAGUAGACCGUAGUGCCACUGUCCGGGCAAAAUUUCCCUCAUAGCACACUCACUGUAUGGCGUAUGCCUGUCUUCAUUAGCCCUAUUUCAUUACUUAUUAACUCUAUUGGUAACCCUUGCCUAAUAGAAAACAACUUUUAUUAAUUGUAGUCAUGUGUAAUAAUUGUUUUGAUGGAAGCAUUCCCUUUGGUCAGACUACCUUGGAUAUUGAUUCCAUAAGUGAGAUUAAUCCUAAAUUUUAUUUAUUAAAAGCUGGUUAACAUUUUUACGCAUAAGUUUGGUUUUGUAUUUAAGUCAAUAUUAAUGGAAUACGACUGUGGAAGCCUUACCCCAAUAAAUCUUAGAAUUCACUAUAGAGAUGUGGUUAGAGGUUCUAUUACUGUUGUUUCAUAUUGGAGGAAGGGGGCGUUGUCUAAAGCCUUGUUAAAAUAAUUAUCCAGCCCCUUUAAUGAAAUACACAGAAAGUAAUUCUAUGGAAUACAAGUACUUUUAUUACUGGGUGAUGUUUCUACUAGAUAAAAAAUCAUCACUCAGUAAAAAGUAGUAAUUGUAUUCCAUUGAAUUGUGUACUAUAUACUUCUGGUUCAAUAACUAAAUGUCAUUGAAACAAUUUAAAAUACAGAUGUGACGUCACCCUUUGAUGUUGGCCUACCAUUAUUUCAAAUAAUCGUACAGGAGAUUAGUAUAUUAUUUAUACUAGUGAAAUAUUGGACUCACGUGACGUAUUUCACUGUAAAACCAAGUGCGGAAUGUCUGUAUUUUAAGUCGUUUAAUGGUCUCGAUCUUAAGACAUUGCUUAAUAUAUUGUAAAAACACUCGGGCCUAAAAAAAUAAUGACUGUACCAGCUUGUCCAGCCUCUGCUACUAUUUAAGGGAGUGUUGCCAUUUCCUCUCUCAUUUCCUAAUUGACUAUAAUUAUGAAUUUGAUACAUCGCAUAAUGUGAAUCAUAGGAUAAAGGCAGCUUAAUGUGUGGAAUUAUUUACCAAUUUAUAAUAAUAUAUCCCCUCACUCCCUUUCACCCUCCCCCACAUUAUAUUAGUUCAAGUUUUUGAUAGUAGUUAUUUGUAGAACUGUUGUGUAUUUUAGUGUAAUGAUGGAUGCAUGGACCAUGUUUGUUGGGGUUUUUUUAUAUUGAGAAUAUUUUGAAAAUUGGUGUUUUGUGUUUAUGUUUUUUUAAUGUCUAAAUUUAAGAAUGGAUGAGUACUGAGGUUUCUUAUGGAUUUUGUUUAUUUGUUGUUGCUGACUAAAAACAGUAGGCUUUAGACCGGGAAAUAACAAAUUGAAUAACCUUCAUUCGGUGCGGGAUAAAAAAAACCUACAACUGAGUAUGACAUGAAUGAAAUUACUGUUAAAGAAAGCAAGCUGCAUAACAAACGAAAUAUUUACAGCUAAUCGGCGCAUUUAACGAACUGGCCCAAGUACUUUGUAAUCGGCUAUACUGUCACAUGGACAUCCCCAUUAAUUCAAAUCAAUUUGGCAAGUCGAUAAAAAAGCCUGAGGUAUAACAUGAAUCAUAUUCUUCAACUGUGAAUUAGAAAGUAAGCUGCAUAACAAACGGAAUCUAGAAAAUGAUCUUGUUUGUUGUUUUGUUUAUAGUGAACCCAUAUCAUUGUUUAUUAUUUGUUAUAUUGAUGUUUAUAGUCUAGUUAUCUCAUUUGUUUAUUGUUUCUUAUAUUAGGUGUUGUAUUUAUGAACUAGUCUACUUAAUACCUUACCAAAAAUAAAACUAUAGAAUUUAGUCCUAAACGGUGCAUUUAGUAAUCUCUGAAACCAUUUUAUGAUUUAAAUAAUUUUAUUAAUUAAAAUGUUUUAUUAUUUUUACAACAAAAAGGGCAUUUUAUAAGUAUUAACCGUGAAUUACAAAUCUAUUAGACGAAAGAAUGUGACCUCAAGUUUCUUGCCCUUUCUGUUAUGGUAAUAUUAAUAAAGAUAUGAAACUGAAAUUUUAGUCACAGGCUGAUAGAAAAUAUACUGUGGUGUGAAUCCUGGAUUAUUGUCGGAUGAGUGGAGUUGCCUCCCUUUACAUCUGGUAAGAUGAACCCCUUUGUUGCCAGACUACCUUGCUGAUCCGAUUGUCUGUAUAAUGAUAAUUGAGAUUUGUGUUCUGAUGUUAUUUAAAUUGUGUACAUGUUUGUUAUUAACCAUUAUUUGUAUAUUUUAAUUUUGUUAAAUGUAUUUUUUCUUAGAAAAUUUAGUUUAGUUGUAGUUUAGUUAUUUAAUUGUAACGAUCAUUAGUGAAAACAUCGUAAAUUUGAUUAAUUUCCAAUAUCUGGAAUAUCACUCGAACAAGAGAAAUAUUCUUGAAAUUACUCCUGUAGAAAAAUAUCCACAAUUUGUAAUGUCUUAGGUAAGGAACUCGAUCAAAAAAAAAUAAUAACGUCAUUUUAACAUUGAAGAAAAAGUGAAAAAAUUGGAUAUGGCUUGCUUCGAAUGAAAAGUACAUACCGGUACAUGAAUUAUUUAUUUUUAUUUCUGGGGAGGAGCAGUGCGAUCAAGAUUUGACUAGUCUUUAAACUGAAAUCUUUUUAACUACAGAAUUGGCUUUGUAGUUGGACUUCUUGGUAUUAGGAAGAGGAAGAUUUGGCUCAUAACAAAAAUUGCAUAUAUUAAUUUUUAGGAGGGGUGUCAUCACUGAGAUUUAAUUACAAAAUUGACUUGAUUGUUGAAGAUGUUGUCAUGGAAAUGAAGCGGAGGAUGUAAUUUAGAUAAUGGAAUUGUCUAUAAAUAAACAAUUUACUAUAGUAUAUCAGUAUUAAACCACGGAAAGUUAUUCAAAUAAUUUUACAAAUUAUUUCUUUUGUGAUGUGUUGAAAUAAAAUUUCAAUUUUAAAUCAAA